UGUUAUCUUAUUUGGUUUAUUACGUAAGAAAGCAUGGAAUUAUGGACGUCUUGCAUUAUUAAACAAAACAGAUGAGAGAUGGAUGGAAUUAUUUUAUGGAGUCAAUGAGGGCAGAGACACAGAAGCAAUGUGUGUAGAAACUUCUGUUAAUUCUCAACUUUCGCAAGUUGAUAGAGGUUUCACAUCAUGGAUUGUUACUGCAUUCAGAGUUACCGAUGAGGAAUUAUUAAAACGAGCUGGACCAGAUGGUUUAUUAUAUAUAUCAUUCGAACGUCAUCUGAUCAUCUUGACGUGCUUAAUGGUUAUUAUAUCAUUAUGUAUAGCUUUACCAAUUAAUUUUCAUGGUAAUAUGCAAGGGGAUAAGGCAACAUUUGGUCACACAACAUUAUCAAAUUUAGAUCCAAUGUCUACAUGGAUUUGGGUGCAUACAAUUUUAAUUUUAUCCUACUUACCAGUUGGUGCAUAUAUAAUGAGACAUUUUUUGAAAAAGGUAAGAGAUUCCAGACAUGGUGGUGAAUUGGCAGCUAGGACACUAUUAAUUACAGAAAUACCAAAGCAUCAGUGUGAUGUACAAGGUCUUACUGAUUACUUCAAAGAAAUAUUUCCUACUUUAACAGUGGAGGAUAUUACAUUAGCUUAUGAUGUUAGAAGACUUUCAAUACUAAAUAUAGAAAGAGAUUGUGCUGAACAAGCACGUUUAUAUUGUGAAAACUAUGCAAAGAAAAGAGAACCAUUACAAAUGUAUCCAUAUCCCUGUGGCCAAGUGAUAGGUUGCUGUUGUAAAAAUCAAGUCGAUGCCCAAGAAUUUUAUAUAAAUGAGGAAAUACGAUUAACUGCAUUAGUCGAAGAAGAGAAGAAAGUGGUACUAAGCAGACCCCUUGGAGUAGCUUUCAUGACUUUAAGUACACCUGGUGCAGCUAAAGUUAUGCGGAAGUACUUGUGUUCGUUGCCUAGCAUAAAAUGGGUUAUAGAUUAUGCACCUACCCCUUCUGAUAUCUUUUGGGAAAAUUUAAGCAUACCAAGACCAUGUUGGUAUCUGAAUGCUGUUUUAAUAAACUUUGCAUUGGGUAUUAUACUAUUUUUCCUUACGACACCAGUUGUAAUAGUAUCUGCUUUGAACAAAUUACCAAUCACAGGGGAGAUUAUGAAUCUUAGCCCAAUAGUUUCAUCUUUUCUUCCAACUGUGUUAUUAGUUAGUGUGGCUGCUUUAAUGCCAGUAUUAGUAGCGAAAAGUGAAUCAUUAGUUAGACAUUGGACUAGAAGCAGCCUAAAUCGAGCAGUAAUGACAAAAACAUUACUUCUUUUAUUACUGAUGGUUCUUAUAUUACCUAGCUUAGGUUUAACUAGUGCACAGGCAUUUUUGGAGUGGACUGUAAAUGCGGCAAAUGAAACAGGAAGAUGGGAUUGUGUAUUUCUACCAGAUCAGGGCGCUUUCUUCGUAAAUUACGUAAUUACUGCAGCUUUAUUAGGAAGUGGAUUGGAAUUAGUCAGAUUUCCCGAAUUAGCAUUAUAUACGUUCAGACUAUGCGUAGCACGUAGUAGAGCAGAAAGAAUACAUGUUAGAAAAGCAGUAUUAUGGGAAUUUCCCCUAGGUGCUCAUUAUGCCUGGUUGCUCUUAGUUUUUACUAUGACAACAGUAUACAGUUUAGCCUGUCCAUUGAUUACACCUUUUGGUCUGUUGUAUCUCACAGUGAAACAUUUGGUGGAUAGACAUAAUUUAUGUUUUGCCUAUGGGCCAAGUAUUGGAGGUGGUCAAUUAGCUGGUGCAGCAGCAAGUGCUACUGGAGCUGCACCAAUUUUGGCUCAAGCAGCACUGUUAGCUCUAGGUUUGGUAAGAAGAGGGCUAUCACCUUUAGCUGCAGUACAACUUAGUGGCCUCGCUGCAAGUAUUUUAGGUCUUGUUACCGGAGCUACUUUAUCUUCAUCAAAGUAUAAAAUACAAAUGCAAAAAAGAGACCUAUCAGCUGGUCAAAAUUUUGUUGCACCAGUGUUGCGAAACAAACAAAACUCAUUAGAAGAAACCAUAUCCACAGCUUCAAAUUCUGAUCUCAGUCCACAAUGUUUAAGAAGCUCUAGUGUACCUUCGAUACAGGAUGAUCCGAAACUUUAUCAAGACUAUGGUAAAGAAUCACAAGCUUAAUAGCUUUUGAAUUAUAAUAUUCGAUAUUAAUUAUA
Molecule: messenger RNA, 2175 nt
Organism: Eufriesea mexicana
Lineage: Eukaryota; Metazoa; Arthropoda; Insecta; Hymenoptera; Apidae
Gene: Tmem63
Product: transmembrane protein 63
Exons: 10
Coding region: 83-2140 (685 amino acids)
Cellular component (GO): plasma membrane
Molecular function (GO): calcium-activated cation channel activity
Source: RefSeq, a predicted model, not a curated record